Paramuricea clavata is the source of this 504-nucleotide messenger RNA. NCBI's taxonomy places the organism in Eukaryota, Metazoa, Cnidaria, Anthozoa, Malacalcyonacea, Plexauridae. The record is from the annotation of a GenBank genome assembly.
AUGAAACAAGGAUGGGAAGAGACAAUUCCUGCUGAGGACCUUGCUCCCUUCAUGAAAUGGCUAAAAGAGCUCGACGACCUAACCUCAUUUCGAGAAUCGAGAUUCUUUCGAUCAGUUGCCACUAUCGCACUGGUCAUUCAAGUCCAUGUGUUUGGCGAUGCUUCAUUGGAUGUAUUCUGUGCAGUUGGUUACUUCCGAUUCCUCCAUCCAGAUGGGUCCAUACAGUGUUGUUUCAUCAUGGGAAGAACUCGGGUAGCCUCUUUGAGACAAUUGAGCAUCCCUAACCUUGAGUUGCAAGCAGCUAUACUAUGUGUUCGUCUACUGAAUGUGAUGAAGAGCAUGCAUACGAGAUCAGUUCCUAUUAUCUAUGGACGGAUAGCACUACCAUUCUUCAAUGGAUUGGAAGCCGCAGUCGCCGGCAUCCGACGUUUAUUGCAAAUCGAAUUGCGGAGAUUCAAGACAACAGUGACCCAUCUGAAUGGCGACACGUCCCUGGGCGUCUAA